UUUCGGUUUCUUUCGGUUUCUACUGUAUUUUAUGCGAUAUCAUGUCAAUUCAUUAUUGCUCAGAAGUUAUUCAAGAUCUUCAAAAAGCCUUUGAAAGCUGUGAUGAUUACGAUGUAAUCAUUAUAGCUGGAGAAGAUCAGCAAGAAAUUUUUGCUCAUUCAUUUGUACUUAGUACCAGAUGUUCAUAUUUUAAAAGAGCAUUAUCAAAUGAUUGGGAAGAAAGGGAUGAUGAUGGUAAUUACAUUUUCAAGAAACCGAAUAUCUCUUUUGAAGUGUUUCAAUUACUUCUCAGGUAUUUAUAUACAGGAAUUAUAGAUUAUGAUCAAUACAAUAACGAAGUGAUUUUGCAAUGCUUAGUUGCAGCUGAUGAAUUGGGAUUGAACAAAUUGAAUGAACAUAUCCAGGAGUAUUUGAUUGAUAACGAAGAAUAUUUGCAUAAGGAUCCAGUUAGCACACUUCAAAUCGUUGGUCAACAUGAACCAUUCGAAAAUUUAAAGGAUUACUGUUUGGAAGUUAUUAGUGAAGAACCUAGAAUUCUUUUUUCGUCUGAAAAAUUUACGUUAUUAGAUAAAUCAAUUAUUACUAUGAUACUUCAAAGAGAUGAUCUUAAUAUAGAAGAAAUUGAUAUAUGGGAGUCUCUUCUUAGAUGGCUUUUCAUUCAUUACUUGAAGAUCAAUAAAGAUGAAUCUUCAUGGUCAUCAGAAGAUUUGAGUAAUGUCAAACAGACUAUAAAGGAAUAUAUUCCGUUAAUCAGAUUCUAUGAUAUCUCCAAGGAAGAUUUUUACUUAAAAGUAUAUCCAUAUAAAGAACUCUUGCCUCAAGAUUUGCUUAGUGAUAUCCUUCGAUAUCAUAUGGUUCCAAAUGCUACUCCAAUGUUGAAUUUCAAGUCUUCUAGGAAUCGCAAAUUUGAUUCUGUUUUAGUGAAUAAUAAUAUAUUCAAGCUUUUUAUUAAAUGGAUUGAUAAAAAAGAUAAUAAAUAUAUUGGAAAAAGCACUCCAUAUCGAUUUAUUCUCCUUUUACGUGGGACAAGAGAUGGAUUUGAUGCUCCAAAAUUUCACCAAUUAUGCGACGGAAAAGACGCCACAAUUUCUUUUGCAAGAAUUAAAGAUUCAAAGCAAAUUAUUGGCGGCUAUAAUCCUUUACAUUGGUACCAGAAUAGUACAUACGCAAGUACCAAUGAUAGCUUCAUAUUUAAUAUAACAGAUAUUGAUAACCUUGAUACUGCUAAAAUAGGUCGUUGUAAUAAUCCUAAUAAUGCAGUAUAUUAUCAUCCUAACUACGGUCCAACUUUUGGUAAUGGGCAUAAUUUGAACGCACAAGGAAAUAACUGGCAUACUAGUAAUGGAAACGCGUAUCCCAACAUCAACUUGUCAGGUAAUUUUGCGAUUGAUGAAUAUGAAGUAUUUCAAGUUGUAAAGAAAAUUUAAUAUAAAACGAAGGAAUAGUUCAAUAUUUGAAUAGUUUAAAAAUUUUAUAUCUGAUAUGUUUUAUAGACUUAAACAGUUAUAACUC
Molecule: messenger RNA, 1512 nt
Organism: Rhizophagus irregularis DAOM 181602=DAOM 197198
Lineage: Eukaryota; Fungi; Glomeromycota; Glomeromycetes; Glomerales; Glomeraceae
Molecular function (GO): protein binding
Source: RefSeq, a predicted model, not a curated record